AUGCUCCCGCUAUGUUCUCCUCCCAUCCCUGUCUCCCCUUGGCUCUUACCAGGUGCCCCUCGCCCCGCAGCGCAUGCGCUGGCAGGUGAUGCUGCUGGAGCGGAAGCAGGGUUAGUAUGCACGACCCCCCACCCCAUGCUCCUGCCGAGUUCUCCUCGUGCCAUCUGUGUCUCCCUGCGACUCAAUCCAGCUGCCAUCAGCCCCUCGGUGCAUGCGCUGGCAGCUGACACUGCUGGAGCGGGAGCAAGGGUGGUGCCCCCUGCGCCGCGGCGCAUGAGGUGGCAGGUGACGGUGCUGGAGCGCGAGAGGGGGCGGUCGGUGAUGAACGGGCAGGAGGUGGCGCGCGUGGCACAUGCUCUCUUCCCCGAGAUGCCGCUGCUCAUCGCCCGGGUCGGCAAGGCCUCUGCCUCUGACCACGCUCUGCUGCUCAAGAACACCCUGGUGCUGAUAUCCCUGCACGGCACGCCGCUCACCACGGCACUCUUCAUGCCGCGCGGCUCAGUGGUGGUGGAGCUCUUCCCCUACAAGUUCCUCAGCACGCUCUACAAGAAGAUCGCCAUGCGCUCCGGCGUGCACUACCUCGCCUGGCGCAACAUCCAUGACAUCAGCGCCUUUUUCCGCAACUCGUGCAUGAAGGACGGGGGGUUCACGCACCUGCCCGAGGAGCAGUGCUGGAAUAUUCACGAAUGUGUGGCGUGCGCGCGUGAUCAGAGCAUUACGAGGGUAGAUCGGAGGGAGUUCAAGGAGGUUAUGGCCAAUGCGAGAAUGCUUGUCAGAACGCUUGUUUACAAUAAUACCGUGUAG
This is a messenger RNA of Closterium sp. NIES-65, 804 nucleotides long. The record is from the annotation of a GenBank genome assembly. NCBI's taxonomy places the organism in Eukaryota, Viridiplantae, Streptophyta, Zygnematophyceae, Desmidiales, Closteriaceae.